AUGGAUAGCAUGAGUGAGGCAUUUGAUCAAAUGCAAAUGGUCAAGGAUGUUCUAGCCAACAGUGAUAAAGUUUCAGAGGUCCUACAAGAGUCUACUCAUCAGUUCAACCUGCUUACUUCACCCACCUUCCUACCAAAGGUCAAGGAUCAAGGGAAAUUCACUCUCCCUUGCACACUUGGGCAUCUUGAGAUUGACAAUGCCUUAGUGGAUUCUGGAGCAAGCAUCAAUCUGAUCUCUCUCUCCAUGGCAGAGAAGCUAGGCAUUGCUGGAGCCUUGCAGCGCCCUACUACUUCAAUCAUGUUUGGAGAUGCAACUUCUAAGUCUCCUCUUGGAGUGUUCAAGAACUAUCACUUGAAAAUUGGAGAAUGCAUCAUCCAAACUGAUCUCACUGUGAUGGAAAUGGAAGAAGAGAAGGAUUUGCCUCUGUUAUUGGGAACCCCUUUCCUUAGUACAGUUGGCGCUUCAAUAGACUUUCACAAGCAAGAAGUGAUCCUUCACAAGGUGAAUAGUUUGGUGUCAUAUCGCUUGCAGCCUAGAGGUUCAGACUUUUGUGCCACAAUUGACAGUACCAAUCUCAGUUCUAAGAGUCAUGGAGCUACAAAGGUUGUGAAGGAAAGGGUUGACAAGGAACCAAGAGUUGGGAAGGAUAAGGAUGAGAGAGGACCAAGGAUUGAGAAGCCACGUCUUGAGAGGGCUAGAGUUGAGAAACCACGAUCUGAUAGGCCAAGAGCUGAUCGACUUGUUCAAGCCCCUUGUGUGCUUGAUGAAGAGAGCCUUCAAGCUUUGUUUGAUGAGCCACUAGGAAGGGCUCUAAAAGAAGGGGAGGAUGCAGCCUCUAAGGCAAGACCAGGGAUAAAAGAAAGGAUCCACCAGCUCAGGCCCCUUCAGUCAAGCCAUCUCAGCUCACAAUGA
Messenger RNA from Microthlaspi erraticum, 912 nucleotides. The record is from the annotation of a GenBank genome assembly. Lineage: Eukaryota; Viridiplantae; Streptophyta; Magnoliopsida; Brassicales; Brassicaceae.